AAGCAAAACCGAGUUCUCUCGAUUGGCCGACGUACCUUCAGUUUUUGUUCAAGGCCCGCCUCGUGCCUCUCUCUACUUCGGUGUGUUUGCUCUGAGGAUCUCCAGUCUCAUAACAAACACAUACCAGCCCUGUUUUGCGAGGAGCCCUGGAGGAGUUGGGACAGAGGCCACAUUGACCAAGGACAGUUGCCAGGGUCCUGCAGUUACACACAAAGUUCUUAGAUAGACCAUGGCCCUGAGAGCAUGUGGCUUGAUCAUCUUCCGAAGACGCCUCAUUCCCAAGGUGGACAACAAUACAAUUGAGUUUCUUCUGCUGCAGGCAUCGGAUGGCAUUCAUCACUGGACUCCUCCCAAAGGCCAUGUGGAACCAGGAGAGAAUGACUUGGAAACAGCCCUAAGAGAAACUCGGGAGGAAGCAGGCAUAGAUGCAGGACAGCUGACCAUCAUUGAAGGGUUCAAAAGGGAGCUCAAUUAUGUGGCCAGAGAGAAGCCUAAAACAGUCAUUUACUGGCUGGCAGAAGUGAAGGACUACAACGUGAAGAUCCGCCUCUCCCAUGAGCACCAAGCCUACCGCUGGUUGGGGCUGGACGAGGCCUGCCAGUUGGCUCAGUUCAAGGAGAUGAAGGCAGCACUCCAAGAAGGACACCAGUUUCUCUGCUCCACAAAGGCCUGAACUGACUGGAAUAGAGUCAUUUGCUUCAGUAGGAUCCUUGAGGGCUUUCUGAGAUGAACCCACCCUCAGGUCCAAGGAAGGUGUGCUUGUCUUUGGCUCAUUGCAGGCAAGAGCAGAUAGGUAGCAAAAUCAGCUCAGGACUCUGAGGUGAGAGCAAGCAGAAAUCUCAACUGGGUAGAAAGGAGGACAAAGGAGGAGUAAAAUUUAGAAAGGCGAGGCCCAGUAAGUAUAUCCUUGUAUUUUGUAAAUAAACCUCAAGCAGCUUAUCUAUCCUUC
Carlito syrichta (Philippine tarsier) is the source of this 949-nucleotide messenger RNA. It is a transcript of the gene NUDT2, whose product is annotated as nudix hydrolase 2. The coding region runs from base 230 to 673 and encodes 147 amino acids. Gene Ontology annotation, molecular function: bis(5'-nucleosyl)-tetraphosphatase (asymmetrical) activity. The transcript has 4 exons. Gene Ontology annotation, biological process: ATP biosynthetic process; AMP biosynthetic process. Lineage: Eukaryota; Metazoa; Chordata; Mammalia; Primates; Tarsiidae. The record is from RefSeq and is a predicted model, not a curated record.